Molecule: messenger RNA, 3556 nt
Organism: Gorilla gorilla gorilla (western lowland gorilla)
Lineage: Eukaryota; Metazoa; Chordata; Mammalia; Primates; Hominidae
Gene: NANOG
Product: Nanog homeobox
Exons: 4
Coding region: 216-1133 (305 amino acids)
Biological process (GO): regulation of transcription by RNA polymerase II
Molecular function (GO): RNA polymerase II cis-regulatory region sequence-specific DNA binding; DNA-binding transcription factor activity, RNA polymerase II-specific
Source: RefSeq, a predicted model, not a curated record
AUUAUAAAUCUAGAGACUCCAGGAUUUUAACGUUCUGCUGGACUGAGCUGGUUGCUUCAUGUUAUUGUGCAGGCGACUCACUUUAUCCCAAUUUCUUGAACUUUUCCUUCUGGAGGUCCUACCUCUCUAACAUCUUCCAGAAAAGUCUUAAAGCUGCUUUAACCUUUUUUCCAGUCCACCUCUUAAAUUUUUUCCUCCUCUUCCUCUAUACUAACAUGAGUGUGGAUCCAGCUUGUCCCCAAAGCUUGCCUUGCUUCGAAGCAUCCGACUGUAAAGAAUCUUCACCUAUGCCUGUGAUUUGUGGGCCUGAAGAAAACUAUCCAUCCUUGCAAAUGUCUUCUGCUGAGAUACCUCACACGGAGACUGUCUCUCCUCUUCCUUCCUCCAUGGAUCUGCCUAUUCAGGACAGCCCUGAUUCUUCCACCAGUCCCAAAGGCAAACAACCCACUUCUGCAGAGAAGAGUGCCACAAAAAAGGAAGACAAGGUCCCAGUCAAGAAACAGAAGACCAGAACUGUGUUCUCUUCCACCCAGCUGUGUGUACUCAAUGAUAGAUUUCAGAGACAGAAAUACCUCAGCCUCCAGCAGAUGCAAGAACUCUCCAACAUCCUGAACCUCAGCUACAAACAGGUGAAGACCUGGUUCCAGAACCAGAGAAUGAAAUCUAAGAGGUGGCAGAAAAACAACUGGCCGAAGAAUAGCAAUGGUGUGACGCAGAAGGCCUCAGCACCUACCUACCCCAGCCUCUACUCUUCCUACCACCAGGGAUGCCUGGUGAACCCAACUGGGAACCUUCCAAUGUGGAGCAACCAGACCUGGAACAAUUCAACCUGGAGCAACCAGACGCAGAACAUCCAGUCCUGGAGCAACCACUCCUGGAACACUCAGACCUGGUGCACCCAAUCCUGGAACAAUCAGGCCUGGAACAGUCCCUUCUAUAACUGUGGAGAAGAAUCUCUGCAGUCCUGCAUGCAGUUCCAGCCAAAUUCUCCUGCCAGUGACUUGGAGUCUGCCUUGGAAGCUGCUGGGGAAGGCCUUAAUGUAAUACAGCAGACCACUAGGUAUUUUAGUACUCCACAAACCAUGGAUUUAUUCCUAAACUACUCCACGAACAUGCAACCUGAAGACGUGUGAAGAUGAGUGAAAUUGAUAUUACUCAAUUUCAGUCUGGACACUGGCUGAAUCCUUCCUUUCCCCUCCUCCCAUCCCUCAUAGGAUUUUUCUUGUUUGGAAACCACGUGUUCUGGUUUCCAUGAUGCCUAUCCAGUCAAUCUCAUGGAGGGUGGAUUAUGGUUGGAGCCUAAUCAGCGAGGUUUCUUUUUUUUUUUUUUUCCUAUUGGAUCUUCCUGGAGAAAAUACUUUUUUUGUUUGUUUGUUUUUGAGACGGAGUCUUGCUCUGUCGCCCAGGCUGGAGUGCAGUGGCGCGGUCUUGGCUCACUGCAAGCUCUGUCUCCCGGGUUCACGCCAUUCUCCUGCCUCAGCCUCCCGAGCAGCUGGGACUACAGGCGCCCACCACCUUGCCCGGCUAAUAUUUUAUAUUUUUAGUAGAGACGGGGUUUCACUGUGUUAGCCAGGAUGGUCUCGAUCUCCUGACCUUGUGAUCCGCCCACCUCGGCCUCCCUAAGAGCUGGGAUUACAGGCGUGAGCCACCGCGCCCUGCCUAGAAAAGACAUUUUAAUAACCUUGGCUGCUAAGGACAACAUUGAUAGAAGCCGUCUCUGGCUAUAGAUAAGUAGAUCUAAUACUAGUUUGGAUAUCUUUAGGGUUUAGAAUCUAACCUCAAGAAUAAGAAAUACAAGUACAAAUUGGUGAUGAAUAUGUAUUCGUAUUGUUUGGGAUUGGGAGGCUUUGCUUAUUUUUUAAAAACUAUUGAGGUAAAGGGUUAAGCUGUAACAUACUUAAUUGAUUUCUUACCGUUUUUGGCUCUGUUUUGCUAUAUCCCCUAAUUUGUUGGUUAUGCUAAUCUUUGUAGGAAGAGGUCUCGUAUUUGCUGCAUCAUAAUGACAUUAGUACUACUUUAGUUGGUUUAAAUUCAAAUGAAUGAAACUAUUUUUCCUUUAGUUGAUUUUACCCUGAUUUCACUGAGUGUUUCAAUGAGUAAAUAUACAGCUUAAACAUAAAUCUUUGUUAAAUUUUUGGUUGGGGUGGAGAAGGAAAUUAGCUGAGGACACUGCUAUCUUAGAAAUGCAUAGAAAUAGCUGAGCGUGGUGGCCUAUGCCUGUAGUCCCAGCUACUUGGGAGGCUGAGGCAGGAGAAUCGCUUGAACCUGGUAGGUGGAGGUUGUAGUGAGCCAAUAUCACACCAUUGCACUCCAGCUUGGGCGACAAGAGCAAAACUCCCAUCUCAAAAAUAAAUAAAUAAAUAAAUGAAUAAUAAAUAAAUAUGCCAGUUUUAGAAAAAAGGGCACUUACGUGCAUUGUAGGUAAUCUACAAAUGUAAUGGGUUAUUUCAGUGUAUGAAUCUGUAAUUGAUGCUAACAUUUAAAGUUUCAUCAGAGGCGUAUAUGUAAGUAAAUUCUAAGGCUAGUGGAAACAGAUUUAUGUUCUCACCUUAAGAGCAGCUACGCAGGCAUCUGUGAAUUAUACUAAUAAUCCUUUACUGUCCUUUUCCCAUCUUGUGCCUGCCCUAAAUGUAUCUGAUCUGAGAGCACUUCCCUUCACUCUGAAGCAGCAUGAUGCAGGUUAUCAGAGUGGUUUUUUCCAGUCUUUUCUCAUUAUUUCUCCAAUUGUCCAAUGUUACUCUCUAAGACUAUCCAGUCUAAUUAUCUAGCUAAUUGGCCAAGAGAAGAAGUAAGGUAUAGUUCCAAGUGUUUGUUUUUUUUUGUUUUAUUUUGUUUUUUUUAAGACUGGAGUCUCACUCUGUUGCCCAGGCUGGAGUGUAGUGGAGCGAUCUCUGCUCACCGCAACCUCCGCCUCCCAGGUUCAAGUGAUUCUCCUGCCUCAGCCUCCCAAGUAGCUGGGACUACAGGCGCGAGCCACCAUGCACAGCUAAUUGUAUUUUUAGUAGAGACAGGGUUUCACUAUGUUGGCCAGGCUGGUCUUGAACUCCUGACCUCGUGAUCCACCAGCCUUGGCCUCCCAAAGUGUUGGGAUUACAGGCGUGAGCCACUGCGCCUGGCCUAUCGUUUGUUUUUUUAGACAGUCUCGCUCUAUUGCCUAGGCUGGAGUGCAGUGGCACAAUCUUGGCUCACUGCAACCUCCGCCUCCUGGGUUCAAUCAAUUCUCCUGCCUCAGCCUCUGCCGAGUAGCUGGGACUACAGGCGCCUGCCACCAAGCCCAGCUAAUUUUUGUUUUUUUGUGGUGCGAUCUCAGCUCACUGCAACCUCUGUUUCCUGGGUUCAAGCAAUUCUCCUGCCUCAGCCUCCCAAGUAGCUGGGAUUACAGGCACCCAACAUUACACCCGGCUAAUUUUUGGUAUUUUUAGUAGAGAUGGGGUUUCACCAUGUUGGCCAGCCUGGUCUCGAACUCCUGACCUCAGGUGAUCCGCCUGCCUCGGCCUCCCAAAGUGGUGGGAUUAUAGGUGUGAGCCACUGUGUCUGGGCAAUUUUUUUUUUUUUU